Molecule: messenger RNA, 474 nt
Organism: Meloidogyne enterolobii
Lineage: Eukaryota; Metazoa; Nematoda; Chromadorea; Rhabditida; Meloidogynidae
Source: the annotation of a GenBank genome assembly
AUGCAAAUCUGGGAAAUGGAAUCCUUUCCUUGUGGGGAUCUUCGCCUCCCCCAUCAUAUAUUCCCCCCAAAAUUUAUUCAACAAACACAACUCACUGAAUUGGCUGGCGUUCACCUUUAUAAGGUAGAUAUGGAUGAUACUAUGGCUAUGAAGAAACGAUUAACACGUGUUCGUGAACAAUGGAAUGUUUCUGGAGCAGAUGUGGUUACUUUAAAUAAGGAUUUGGUUGAUUUGGAAUUGAAACUUUCUGAAAUGACAGAACCAACAGAAAGUGAUGAUUGUGUUUGUCUUGUACUUGAAGGUGAAAUGUACUACGAUAUUGAAUUUGACGAUGAAAAGUGGUUACGAAUUCAUUUACAGCGGGGUGAUUUAAUUAUUGUGCCGAAAGGAAUUUUUUAUCGUUCAACUGUGACACCAACGAAUUAUGUAAAGAUUCAACGUUUUAAUAAACUACGCCAAACAAGUAAUGGCUAA